Molecule: messenger RNA, 495 nt
Organism: Entrophospora sp. SA101
Lineage: Eukaryota; Fungi; Glomeromycota; Glomeromycetes; Entrophosporales; Entrophosporaceae
Source: the annotation of a GenBank genome assembly
AUGAAUGAUAAUUUGAAUGAUCUGGUAAAUCUCGGUGACGACGACGAGGUUGAACAAAUGGAUGAUAUGGAUGGGUUUGUAAGUGAAAAUAUUGAUUCAAUGAGAAACGAAGACAAAUUUAUAAAAAGCGAAUUUAGACAUGAUGUGAUAUUACUUACUGGCAGUAUAUCCGAUGGAACACUUCCACAUUUUGUUAAUAUUCAGUUUCAUAAAAAAGUGUUUGUAGUGCAAAUAUCAAUUUGGGUUGAUUAUAAAAAUGAUGAAAGCUAUACACCAAAUAGAAUAACUGUUAGAGCAGGCACACACUUUGGAGAUCUUCAGGAUUUACGAACGGUUGAAUUGGAUAGGCCUUGUGGUUGGAUUGAUAUACAAAUAAGUGGUGAUGAAAUAUUAAGGAUUAAACAACAAUUCAAAUUAAAUACAAAUUAUGAGGAUGACUCUGAUGAAGAAUUAAUAACUUUUCCGGCUACAGAAUCUUUUCCUGUCGUAAGAUGA